CCGGAAGCUACUGAGAUGGAGAGAGAGGAACAGAACAAACAAACAAUGCGCUCAUCCACAACAUUGUUCAGGUUUUCACUCACUACCAGACAGUUGACUCACUGUACAAGACCUCUCCUCUUCACUUUAGUCUACUGCAGGGUGGGAGAUGCAACAAUGGCCUUGAGAACAGCAGGAAGUGUGUUGGUGGUCUUUCUCUGGUCUGUGACAGUGGUACUGGGUCAGGAUGGCUGGAGUGUGACAUACACCACUCAGAGUAUCUGUACCUUGAAGGGGUCAUCAGUGGAUCUGUUCUGCUCUUAUACAUAUCCCAGAGGUACAGUCACAACAACCCUCUGGUUCACUAAAUGGGGGACUGGUGUAGAACCUGAAGAUCUAGGUCAGGACCCAGAGUAUGCAGGUCGUCUGGAGUAUCAUGGAGAUAAGAAGAAAGACUGUACCCUGAGAAUCACAGACCUGAGAGAGAGAGACUCAGCUACGUACAAGUUCAGAUUAUUAACAGAUCAGGAAGGAGGGAAAUAUUCUGGAAGUCCUGGAGUCUCUCUGUCUGUCACAGGUCUUCAGGUGAAGGUGACUGGUGGACAUCAGGAUAAGACACUGACCUGUAUCACCACCUGUACUCUGACUGACAACCCCACCUACAUCUGGUACAAGAACGGACAACAUCUAGAUGAGAGCACCUCCCCCCAGUACAAAGACUCAGUCUCCAGUAACUAUGAUGACAGUUAUUCCUGUGCUGUAAAAGGUCAUGAGGAUCUCCUCUCUCCUGCAGUGUGUGUUCAGGGUCAGAGCUGCUACAGAGUGACUUACACCAAGAGGAGAAUCUGUGUCUUGAAGGGGUCAACAGUGGACAUAUCAUGUACUUAUGUUGGUUAUUAUUCCACCACAUCAUCAUUCUGGUUUAGAAGUGAUAAGUCGACCCCUGAAGACCUAACCACAGACCCAGGGUAUGCAGGUUGUGUGAAGUACACUGGAACAUACAGAGGUCCCUUCACCCUGAGAAUCACAGAUCUGAGAGAGGAGGACUCAGCUGAGUAUCGCUUCACUUUUAAAACACACAACAUUGACUGGGGUCAUAGUUUCCCAGGAACAACUCUGUCUGUCACAGGUAAUACUACACUGUAUGAUACAACUGUAAAUCAUAAUGACUUACAGGAUAAAUAUAUUAACCAUCCUGUUGACACAGAGGUGUAUGUGGUUUUAUACAUAUUGUUUCAGGUCUGCAGGUGAAGGUGACUCCUGCUGCAGAGGGACAGAAGACACUGACCUGUAUCACCACCUGUACUCUGACUGACAACCCCACCUACAUCUG
This is a messenger RNA of Oncorhynchus masou masou (cherry salmon), 1312 nucleotides long. RefSeq lists its product as uncharacterized. Bases 16 to 1230 code for a protein of 404 amino acids. The transcript is spliced from 6 exons. The record is from RefSeq and is a predicted model, not a curated record. NCBI's taxonomy places the organism in Eukaryota, Metazoa, Chordata, Actinopteri, Salmoniformes, Salmonidae.